This is a messenger RNA of Sporothrix brasiliensis 5110, 1392 nucleotides long. RefSeq names its product ATP-dependent RNA helicase DDX5/DBP2. NCBI's taxonomy places the organism in Eukaryota, Fungi, Ascomycota, Sordariomycetes, Ophiostomatales, Ophiostomataceae. Gene Ontology annotation, molecular function: RNA helicase activity; RNA binding; ATP binding. Gene Ontology annotation, cellular component: nucleus; cytoplasm; ribonucleoprotein complex. The transcript is spliced from 3 exons. Gene Ontology annotation, biological process: rRNA processing. Bases 1 to 1392 code for a protein of 463 amino acids. The record is from RefSeq and is a predicted model, not a curated record.
AUGUCUUACGGCGGCGGUUACGGCGGCUCGCGCGGCGGCGGCGGUGGCUACUCCAAUGGCGGCCACCGUGAUGGCGGCUACUCCAACGGGUACGGCUCUCAUGGUGGUGGUUACGGCGGCGGCUACGGCGGUGGUGGCGGUGGCUACGGCGGCGGCUACGGUGGCGGCGGCGGUGACCGCAUGUCUGCCCUCGGCGCCAACCUGCACAAGCAAGAGUGGGAUAUGGAUGCCCUCCCCAAGUUCGAGAAGUCCUUCUACAAGGAGCACCCCAGCGUCACCGAGCGCUCGUCUGGCGAGGUCGAGAAGUUCCGUCGCGAGCACUCCAUUGCUGUCACUGGCAAGGACGUCCCUAAGCCUGUCGAGACCUUUGACGAGGCUGGAUUCCCCCGCUAUGUUAUUGACGAAGUCAAGGCCCAGGGCUUCCCUGCUCCCACUGCCAUUCAGUCCCAGGGCUGGCCCAUGGCUUUGUCUGGACGUGACGUUGUCGGUAUUGCCGAGACCGGUUCCGGAAAGACCCUGACCUACUGUCUGCCCUCCAUUGUUCACAUCAACGCCCAGCCCCUGCUGGCCCCGGGUGACGGCCCUAUCGUCCUCGUCCUCGCCCCUACACGUGAGCUUGCUGUCCAGAUCCAGCAGGAGAUUACCAAGUUCGGUAGAUCCUCGCGCAUCCGCAACACUUGCGUGUACGGCGGUGUGCCCAAGGGUCCCCAGAUUCGCGACCUGUCGCGCGGUGUCGAGGUGUGUAUCGCCACCCCGGGCCGCCUGAUUGACAUGCUCGAGUCUGGCAAGACCAACCUGCGUCGGGUCACCUACCUGGUUCUCGACGAAGCCGACCGCAUGCUGGACAUGGGUUUCGAGCCGCAGAUCCGCAAGAUCAUUAGCCAAAUCCGCCCCGAUCGCCAGACCCUCAUGUGGUCCGCAACCUGGCCCAAGGAGGUCCGCAACCUCGCCUCCGAUUUCCUGACCAACUUCAUCCAGGUGAACAUCGGCUCCCUCGACCUGUCGGCCAACCACCGUAUCACCCAGAUUGUCGAGGUUGUUACCGAGAGCGAGAAGCGUGACCGCAUGAUCAAGCACCUCGAGAAGGCUCUCGAUGACAAGGAGAAGUCCAACAAGGUCCUGAUCUUCACCGGAACCAAGCGUGUCGCCGAUGAUAUCACCCGCUUCCUGCGCCAGGACGGCUGGCCCGCACUGUCCAUCCACGGUGACAAGCAGCAGAACGAGCGCGAUUGGGUUCUUGACCAGUUCAAGACUGGCAAGUCGCCCGUCAUGGUUGCCACUGAUCCUUACGUCUGCAUCCCUUCACCGUCCCCUCCACCCAUCAUCAUCUUCCCAAAAAUCUACAACGCCAACAGCAACGCGAGCUUUGUCGUGCUUUACUCUUAUGUUUAG